AUGUGGGCGUUCGGACGUCGCGCAGCUACGGGCUUGCUGCCCCGGACGGGGUCCCGGGCCUCCGCCUGGGUCGGGAACCCGUGCGGGAGGGAACCGAUCGGAACCUGCGGCCGCCGAGGCCUACACGUCACAGCCAACGCCGGCGCCAUCCGCCACGCUCAUUCGAACCUCCACUACCCCGGUCGGAUUCUGAACAUCAAAAAGCAGAGAGUCUUCGUGGUGCAUUUGAGGAACUCAGGGACUCUGAACAACCCAAGCUCUCUAGAUGAGACAGCUUAUGAAAGACUCGCAGAAGAGACACUGGACGCCCUGGCAGAGUUCUUUGAAGACCUUGCAGACAAGCCCUAUACCCUGGAGGACUAUGAUGUCUCUUUUGGGGAUGGCGUGCUCACCAUUAAGCUGGGUGGGGAUCUAGGGACCUACGUGAUCAACAAGCAGACCCCAAACAAGCAGAUCUGGUUGUCCUCUCCCUCCAGUGGCCCCAAGCGCUAUGACUGGACCGGGAAGAACUGGGUGUACUCCCAUGAUGGCAUGUCUCUGCAUGAGCUGCUGGCCAGGGAGCUGACUAAAGCUUUAAACACCAAACUGGACUUGUCUCCAUUGGCCUAUUCUGGAAAAGACACUUGACUGCCAGCCAGGUUCAAAGACAUUAAAAACCAUCAGGUGAAGACUCCAGCCUCCUUCUGUAGCUGAAUGUCUGAUUUCCUAUACCUGCUUCUGAAGAUAGUCACACUGUGUGUGACAGCUCUGUAAAACAAAGUGUGUCACCUCCCACCCUG
This is a messenger RNA of Grammomys surdaster, 779 nucleotides long. It is a transcript of the gene Fxn, whose product is annotated as frataxin. The transcript has 5 exons. Gene Ontology annotation, biological process: iron incorporation into metallo-sulfur cluster; intracellular iron ion homeostasis. Gene Ontology annotation, cellular component: mitochondrion. The coding region runs from base 1 to 627 and encodes 208 amino acids. Lineage: Eukaryota; Metazoa; Chordata; Mammalia; Rodentia; Muridae. The record is from RefSeq and is a predicted model, not a curated record. Gene Ontology annotation, molecular function: iron chaperone activity; ferric iron binding; ferrous iron binding.